Trichophyton rubrum CBS 118892 is the source of this 492-nucleotide messenger RNA. RefSeq names its product pre-mRNA-splicing factor isy1. Gene Ontology annotation, cellular component: Prp19 complex; catalytic step 2 spliceosome; post-spliceosomal complex. Gene Ontology annotation, biological process: mRNA 3'-splice site recognition; generation of catalytic spliceosome for second transesterification step. NCBI's taxonomy places the organism in Eukaryota, Fungi, Ascomycota, Eurotiomycetes, Onygenales, Arthrodermataceae. The record is from RefSeq and is a predicted model, not a curated record. The coding region runs from base 1 to 492 and encodes 163 amino acids. The transcript has a single exon.
AUGGCUAAGGAAGUUCAAAUACGAAAUCUGGGAGGACCAAACUACACGCGCGGUGGCGGGAGAGUCUACGAUGAGGACGGGAAAGAGAUUCCUGGUGGUGGGAAAGGAUACAGAUAUUUCGGUCGAGCGAGAGAACUUCCUGGAGUCAAGGAGAUGUUUGAGGCAGCGACGAAAAAGAGAAGUGCCUCUGAAUUGGAUGAUGCGGGGGGGCGAAAGAUGGAUAUUGAAAUGUUCAAAAAACAUGUUGAUGCGGCAUACUUUGGCUACGGCCUAGACGAAGAGGACGGAUCAUUACUAGCGUACGAGAAGAAGAAAGAGAAAGAGGCAUUUGAAGCUGUGUUGAAAAAGGGCGACGAUAAACCCAUUGAUGGGUGGGAGCCGUUGCCAGGUGAUCAGGGUGAUGGUGUCGAAUGGCAGCUGCCCACACUAGAUGAUGUCCAGGAAGAGCUAGUGGAAAGACGAAGAAGAAAGUUACUUGACAAGAUUGGUUAG